This is a messenger RNA of Helianthus annuus (common sunflower), 1893 nucleotides long. RefSeq names its product zinc finger BED domain-containing protein RICESLEEPER 2-like. The transcript has 4 exons. Bases 1 to 1893 code for a protein of 630 amino acids. Lineage: Eukaryota; Viridiplantae; Streptophyta; Magnoliopsida; Asterales; Asteraceae. Gene Ontology annotation, molecular function: DNA binding. The record is from RefSeq and is a predicted model, not a curated record.
AUGGGUGGAUUUGGGGUUGAGUAUCAUCAACCACGGGUUAGACUGUUAGAGACGUUCCCGGCUCCGCCAUCUCCUCCGCCGUCUCUCUCCGCCAUCUCCUCCGCCGUCUCUCUCCGCCAUCUCCUCCGCCGUCUCUCCGCCACAAACCCACCCAUCAGAUCUUUGAUUUUCAUCGGCAAUCACUUCAAAACAGUCAGAUUAAGAAUAAAUUUCACCUUCUGGCGAAAGUUGCAGACUUAUUUGAUUAUUAUUUUGAAAGGUAUGUCAAACAACUCGGAAUUUGGACAACAUAGUGUAGAAGGGGAACAUGAGGAUGAAGGCAAUUCAUAUAGUUCGGGUAAACAUCGUUCUUAUGUUUGGGACUAUUUUGAACCAUUACCGGUUGCACCCAAUGGGGACAAAAAAGCAAAAUGCAGUGCUUGCGGACAUGUGUAUGUUACGAAUGCAAGCUCGGGAACAUCUAACUUAAGACGACAUAUCCCUAAGUGUUUUGAUAUUGAUGGGCCUGGUCCGGCGAAAAAACAAAGAUGCGCCCCUUUAGAUCAAGCGAUGUACAGGGAGAUGUUGGCGAUUUCAAUUAUCAAACAUAACUACCCUUUCAGUUAUGUUGAACAUGAGGAAACAAGAAAGUUGCACAAAUUUCUACAUGGUAAUGUGAAAUUCAUAACAAGAAAUACUGCAAAGGCGGAUGUCUUAAAAAUAUACGAGCGAGAGAAGAUGAUUAUUAAAGACAAGUUAGAAAAGGUAACCGGUAGGAUAUGCUUGACUUCUGAUUUAUGGAGUUCGAUCACGACAGAUGGAUUUAUGGCAUUAACAGCUCAUUAUGUUGAUGAGAACUGGAAUCUAAGGAAAAAAGUGCUAAACUUUAGAGUUAUACCCCCUCCACACAGUGGUUCCAUUUUAGCAGAGCACUUGAUCAAUUUUUUAGCAGAUUGGGGCAUCGAGAAAAAAGUUUUUACCAUCACACUAGACAAUGCAAAAUACAAUGACAUAUUAGUAGAUCGUUUGAAAGGUCAUUUGCGUUUGAAUAACGCAUUAGUGUGUGAUGGAGAUUAUACUCAUGUGCGUUGUUCAGCGCACGUGCUAAAUCUUAUCGUUCAAGCCGGAUUGAAAGCAAUUGAAGGGGCCAUUGAAAAGGUUCGAGAGUCGGUGAAAUAUGUGAGAGCAAGUGCUGCUAGGAAGUAUAAGUUUGCGGAAUGCAUACAAAUACUUUCACUACAAUGUGGGAAGCAUGUUCGUCAAGAUAUUGUAACGAGAUGGAACUCUACAUAUCUUAUGCUUGAUUGUGCAUUAGCUUAUCAACGGGCUUAUACUCGGUUAGCCUUAGUUGAUUCAGCUUUUAAAACUUCUCCGUCAGAAGAGGAAUGGGCAAGGGUGGAAACAAUGACACGACUUUUGAAACCUUUUUAUGAAAUCACUACUUUGUUUUCUGGAAUCUCCUAUCCGACCUCGAACUUAUAUUUUCAUCACGUGUGGAGAAUUCAGUUGUAUAUUGAAGAGGAGAUGUGCAAUGCGGAUCAAGUUAUUAGUGACAUGGCGAAAGACAUGAAAGAAAAGUUUGAUAAAUAUUGGAAAAAUUAUUCCAUGAUUUUGUCUUUUGCGGUUAUUCUAGAUCCUCGGUACAAGGUUAAGCUUGUUGAAUAUUGUUUUUCAAAGCUUAACAUGACAUUUGAAGAGCGUGAAAUGAAAUUGAAGUGUAUUGUGGAUGGUAUGCAUAAGCUAUAUGAUACGGAGUAUAAUAUUCAAUCGAAGACAAUGCAUGAUUCUUUAAUACCCGAGAGUUCAAAUGUUGGUGGCAAUACGCUCGAUGAGAUGGAUGGGUUCGAUACAUUUCAAAGCCAAUUCAAAGUUGCUGAUAAUAAAAAGUCACAGUUGACAUUGAAAAUCAAGUAA